AUGACGACAUCUGUAGAUGAAGAAAGCGAGCUUGAGUCCGACGGCGAGGAGUCGGACCUCGACUCGUCCCUAGGCGCCGAGGUGCAACCUUCCACCAUGUCCUUGCGCAGUAGCAUACUACGUUACCGAGAGGAGAAUGGCCGCACAUACCACGCCUACAAGGAUGGCGCCUAUCUCUUUCCAAACGACGACCUCGAACUCGACCGCUUAGACCUCCAGCAUAACCUAUGUCUUCUCACCCUCGGCGACAAGCUGCACCUGUCCCCGUUGAGUAAAGACAGGCCGCCGCAACGGGUUUUAGAUGUCGGCACCGGAACAGGGAUCUGGGCGAUUGACUUUGCGGACGAGAACCCCGGCUCGACCAUCAUUGGCGUGGAUCUGAGCCCGGUGCAGCCGUCAUACGUACCGCCCAACGUCUACUUCCAGAUCGAUGAUAUCGAAGACGAACCUUGGUCGUUUUCGCAAAAGUUUGAUUUUAUCUACAGCCGGAUGAACACGGGCGGGAUCAGGGAUUUUCCCAAGUUAUUCCGGCAGUCGUUCACAAAUCUAAAUCCGGGAGGCUGGUUCGAGUGUGCCGACGGAGCGCAAGCCAUGUCUGAUGAUGGCACACUGACAAAAGAGUCAGCGCUGUAUCAAUGGAACCAGUUUCUUUUCCAAGGGACAGGAGAGCGGGGGACACCAUUUGGCGGAGCAACACAUUACAAGCGACAACUUCGAGAGGCAGGGUUCGUGAAUGUGAAGGAAGUUAUCUUCAAAUGGCCGACAAACAGAUGGGCGAAACACCCAAGGCACAAGGAGCUUGGUUCAUGGAACCACGAGAAUGUGAUGAUGGGGCUGGAGGGUCUCAGUGUUGGACUAUUUACCCGGGUCCUCGGAUGGUCAAGAGAGAGCGUUGAUGUUUUCCUUGCGGAAGUCCGAAAUGAUUUGAACAAUACGGCGAUUCAUGCAUACUGGCCAAUUCAUGUCGUAUACGGACAAAAGCCAUUAUAG
Molecule: messenger RNA, 990 nt
Organism: Colletotrichum phormii
Lineage: Eukaryota; Fungi; Ascomycota; Sordariomycetes; Glomerellales; Glomerellaceae
Product: methyltransferase
Exons: 3
Coding region: 1-990 (329 amino acids)
Molecular function (GO): methyltransferase activity
Source: RefSeq, a predicted model, not a curated record